AUGAAGUUCUUCACGGUCCUGCUGCUGGCCAGCCUAGCUUCCACCUCUCUUGCCGUCCUUGGUGAGCCAGAAGACGAAAUUCACUCAGAAACUCAGCCUGCAGAUGCCUCUGCCCAGGUCACUCCCAGCCACCCCAAGAAGGACCACGUUUCCAAUGAGGACCUCUCUAAGGAGGCUGUCAUCUCCAAAGAAGACCUGGUUUCCAAAGAGAAAGCUGUCAAAAGAGCAAAGAGUCAAAAGCCCAUACCCCAGGAGGACAAUUUCGAAAAUGUUCAGCUCCAAUUAGAAGAGACUGCAGAAGUGACUCCCAGGGCUGCAACCACCUCAGAGAGAAAACUCACCAAACUGGGCCAUAAAAUUGGGAAGAAUCUGGACAAAGCAACAAAAGGAAUCAUGAACUAUCUGAAAAACCUAAUCCCUAGCGCCAAUGAUGUCAUGAGACCCUAA
This is a messenger RNA of Saimiri boliviensis boliviensis (Bolivian squirrel monkey), 447 nucleotides long. RefSeq names its product glycosylation-dependent cell adhesion molecule 1-like. The record is from RefSeq and is a predicted model, not a curated record. NCBI's taxonomy places the organism in Eukaryota, Metazoa, Chordata, Mammalia, Primates, Cebidae.